Fonsecaea multimorphosa CBS 102226 is the source of this 2205-nucleotide messenger RNA. RefSeq lists its product as uncharacterized. Gene Ontology annotation, biological process: DNA-templated transcription; regulation of transcription by RNA polymerase II. Gene Ontology annotation, cellular component: chromatin. The record is from RefSeq and is a predicted model, not a curated record. Gene Ontology annotation, molecular function: zinc ion binding; RNA polymerase II cis-regulatory region sequence-specific DNA binding; DNA-binding transcription factor activity, RNA polymerase II-specific. Lineage: Eukaryota; Fungi; Ascomycota; Eurotiomycetes; Chaetothyriales; Herpotrichiellaceae. The transcript is spliced from 2 exons. The coding region runs from base 1 to 2205 and encodes 734 amino acids.
AUGCUGUCCACAAGCUCAGGCCGAGGUGUUCUGCAAUGCAAAUUCUGUCACAAGGGUUUCUCCAAGGGAGAACAUCUGAGGAGACACGAGCGAAGUCAUACGGGAGCCAAACCGUAUCAAUGCAAAGAAUGCAAGCGAUCCUUCAGUCGACAAGACUCGCUCGCCCGGCAUGAGAGACUACACCUUCGUCGCCGCAACCCAGAGGAUGGCUGCUCGCCCUCAGAGUCCAUUGAUAGACUCGUCGCUCCAGAGAGCCUCAGGGACAGCGAAUUGGCCGAAAGCUUCCCCAAUGUGGCAGCCGACGUCUUGGUCUUUCCUCCCGCGCCGCUUCCAGUGGGAGUCCCACAACAAGCAGGCGACUUGGACUUUGAGCUCAUCUGGCCCGACUCUGAAGACUUGCUACAGACACUCAUGUCCAGUGACGCCUCUAAUCAGUGGCAGAUCCCCCUAGGGACUCUUCCAUUCUCUGCCACCCCGUCCACAGCCGAUAAGUGCUUCGAGACACCCAGCUCGUUUGAUGAGCGCCCUCCGUCGAUAGGAGCUAUACCUUCGGGAGGAAAUCACCAAGCAGUCCAAGAUGUCAGUAAGAUGGUCUCCAAUGUUUCGUCCAGCGUCACGGCCGCAGCAAGAUCCACCUCCAUCACCUCCGUCUUCCUCGACGAGUGCCUGCACAUGUUCUUUGUCAAGUUCAUCCCCACGUUCCCGGUCCUUCACAGAGCCACUUUCAUCUUCCGCGACUGUGCUCAUCCACUACUUCUCAAUGCCAUCGCCAUUGGCUCUCUGUAUCUGGGACCCAAGGAUGCUGUGGCAAAGGGCGAGGCGCUGUGGCAUCUGGCACACACGGCCAUUGCAACAUCAUGGCAGAGCCUGAUCACUCACCGAGGUCCUUAUGAUACCUGCGACGGCGUCCAGCUGCUGGUCACGAGCGUCCUCAGCCAGGUCUAUGGUGCGUUGUCGAAGAAUCGCACCAUCCGAUCCACGAGCCAGGCAUUCCAUUCUCUAGGGUUUGUCUGGGCCCGACGCUGCGGAAUGCUGGACAGCGAGCCGUAUUCGCUCGCGUCAGUCCCUGCCCUAGAUGCCGCCGAGUCUGAAAAGGAGCAUCAAUGGAGACUGUGGGUGGCGCGAGAGAUCCAGCAGCGAGCCCUCCUGGCACAUUACAUGCUUGACGGUCUCAUCUCGCAGAUGUCUGGGGAACCAACUUCAGUGCGCCAUGCCACGAACCAGCUCACACUGCCCAGCGACGACGCGGCGUUCGAGGCAUCAACGGCUGGCGAAUGGAUCUCCUACAUGCAUGCCUCGGCAUCUUUCCCGGUCCCAUCCUUUCGGAGCAUCCUCCGACGCCUCUUCCAUCCGCUGGACGAGUCGAGCUGGCUGGACACGACACUGUCGGCAUUCUCAUACAAAGUCAUCUUGGAGGGACUCCAAUCCUUGAUUUCCGAUGACGAUUCGGAAGAGGACACAGCCGUGGGAGUCCCCACCCGAGGCGAGGUUCGCGCCGCGCUGAACAAGGUCUACGAGAGCAUCAGACUGAACCCGUCUCUAUCCUCAGCGGACCGGUUCGAGACCCUCCUGCGCUGGCACGCCAUAUGUCUCGACACGAACGUCGAUUCAUCCCUACUUUGCCGUAAUUUGUGCGCGAAAUACGCCAUCCCGCAGCACAUCUGGCGCAACGGACACGGGCCAAAGCCCAACACCGACCUCGCCGCCUGGGUGACAACUCCAGCAGCGCGCAGCGCCUUGCUCCACGCCAUGGCUAUCCAAGAGAUCAUCGAGCAGCUGCCCCGCGGCCGCGCACACGCCAUCCACAUGCCCAGCGCCCUGUUCGCCGCCGCUACGGUGUACUCGGUGUUCGCGCUGGGAAGCCAGCCUGCGGUCAAGAUUCCUUCGACGGUAGUGUGGCAGGACGUUCUCUUAUCCGAGCACCACAGCCAUGCCUCACAACUGUCAUCUACAUCUCCUUCAUCCUCGUCGACCCUAUUGUACACCAACACCCCGGACAUGGACAUGGACCGCUGCUCGGCGUCCACGUCCGACACGACGCGCUACAUCCGUGGCGACAGCCUGCAGAGAUCGAACGCGGCCUCGCGCAAUCUGCUCUACGAGCUGAACUCGAUGGAGAAGCUGUUCCGCUGUCUCAUUGCGCAGUGGGGCGUGGCUGUGGACAUGGAGAGCGUGGUUGAGAAGUGGAUUGAGCUUUGUCAUUGA